GUGCUCUAAAAGUUCGGAAGUUUAAAUUUCCGAGAUCAUUUGAACUCAGCACCGUCUAGUCCUGCCCAGUGUUUCAAAAGUGCAGCCCGACCAGGAAGAAGGAAGCCUGAAGUCACGCAGACUGGUCAGUCAGUGGGAUUCCCCUUGUUAAAUCUUCCAACAUAGCAACACAGGGGGAAGAGGCCACGAAAGGAGGAAAUCCUUUCAUCUCAGCAAACAGCUGUAACAUCUGUUUACCAGAAUGGACAGCCAAGAGGUGGGGGAUUUAUUAGAGGAGUGUCUCAGAGCAGUGGCAGCAGCUCAACAGUCCCACCAGCCCACAGAUGCAGAGAGGCUGAACUACUGUAGCUGCAAAGACUCGCUGUGUGCAGAACUGGCCUCUCUCCUGCAGGAGGCAGUGGAAAUGAAGUGGCCCUUUGUGCCCGAGAAGUGGCAGUAUAAGCAGUCAGUCAACGACAAUGACAAGACAAACCUCAGUGACCUCAUUUGCAAGGACCUAUCUCAGCUGCUGGCUUUUCUAAAGGCUGCCAUCGUAGCUCAGGAGGCAUGCUCAGCACUGGCCGUGAUCUUCUUGGUCGAUCGCUUCCUCUACUGGAAGGAUGAGUCCAGCCGGCUUCUGAAGAUCACCAAGCUGCUCCACAGACGCCACCCUGACAGCCCUGUGGCCCCCCAGCUGGUCAUACGACAGGCCAGAGUCUACCUUAACUCUGGCAAACUACAGAAGGCAGAAUACAUACUUAGCAGUCUCAUUGACAAUAGUGGCGGCACAGGUUGUUGGGUCUACUAUUCUGAAAGUGACAGGGCUCUUGUGCAGGCCGUUAGUGUUCAAGUGCGUGGAAUGAUUCUGCAGAAGCUAGGCCUGUGGCUCGAGGCUGCAGAGUUAAUCUGGGCUUCUCUUGUUGGCUACUAUGCACUUCCUCAACCUGAUAAAAAGGGCAUUGGAACCUCUCUUGGCAUACUGGCCAACAUAUUAGUGUCUAUGAAUGAUGAGGACUUCCAUGCUUUUAGGACAAAUCCAGAUAUUGAUUUGUCUUUACUUGGGGACAGGAGUCACCGUCUUCUUUCAGCAGCCCAGGCAGCAAAGAUGGCUGUUGUAUACAGCCAGUACACUUCACUUUAUGUGUUGACAAAUGUGGUUACUCAAGGGACCUGUUUGUUGUCGUACAGUUUCUCUGUGGAGUGCCCUGCCUCUCAAAGGCAGUCUUUCUUGCAGCAGGCCAGAGAUGCAUUUACAAUUGGCCUGCUCACCAAAGCAGAGGGUGACCUGGUCACCAGCAAGCAGGAGCUUCACACUUUCCUCAAGGCCGCCUAUUCCCUCACUGUCACUCACAAAUGGCUUGGCACUCCUCUGGAGAUUGUGGCACUGGCAACCCAAGCUUGCCAAAAAGCAUUAGCAAAUUUUUAUGAUUACGAUGCAGAUAUCCAAGACAAAGAUAGCCUCUGUGCUGAAAUCAUGCAUCUGGUCACCCAAGUCAAGCUUCUGUUGAAAGUGGAACCUUUCCUUAAUUCAGACAAGGGAUCUUUCAUUCCUGACAGCUACAGAAGCUUCAAAGACACAUCAGUAAAUUUCACUCUGGAAGGUUUUGCUAAGGUGAUGCAGAGAUUCCAGAAGUAUCAUGCAUCACUGUGUGAGACAAUGAACCCAAACUGUAAGAGGGGUAAGGAUGAGAUAGAAGGGGCAAAGCUAUGUAUAACUGCACUGGGGACAACCAUUGGUACAAUCAAUACAGAAUGUAGCACUGAGGCCUGCAAAGUAUUAAAAGAUAAUCUCAAAGGAGAGGAGCUACAACAGAGAGGUUCAGAUUCAUCUGCUAAAAAGUUGGACCUAUGUACCACUGUAGGAAGCACGGAUAACCUUGGCUCUUCAUGGCAGAACUUCUCCUUGAGUAGCUCAGGGUCUCCCAGGCCCAGCAGCAAUGCCUACCCAGGAAGCAUUGCUAUUGAACAUGAAGAAAAUUCAAGCAGGCAGAGCUGUGUGACCACUGAGAUGGAUGAUGACAGGUCAGAUAGUAAGCUACAAUCCACUAAUAAAAACAAGAAGGGAAACCUAGAGGCUUGUAACUCCGGUGUCAGUUCCCAUACAUUCCCAAAAUCUGUAAUACCUGCCACUUCCUCCUCCAAUGCGAGUAGUAAUUCUGAGAAGUAUGAAGUGAUACAAGCUGGAAUAGAGACACUGUGCACCGAGGAGGACUGGAUGACUGAUGUUGUAGAUGUGCCAGUGAAUCCAUCAGCAGCUGAAGGAGUAGCACAGUCCUUAUCCCAGCUGUAUCUCAGAACAUCCUCCAGUGCCCUCAGUGACAGUUUAGGUUCCGGCUCAUCAUGGGAGAAAAUUUCAAUGGACCUGAACUCCAUGACAGAAAAAAUACCUCAGCCAAACAGCCAAUCAAAAGCAGAAACUGACCAAACCAGAAGGUCAACAGAUGGGACUUUCUUCCUCUUAGAAACACUUGAUUCUGAAACCAGUGAUUUAACUAGUGAUUCUCCACACAAAAACCACGCACCUGAAUGGCAAUUUAGUGCUUUGUCCUUGAAACAGCCUCUGGAGAGCCUUCAUAUUGACCCAAAUAUGGACACUGAACUUGACUCUGCAGAACCUGCUCCCCAGAACUCCUUAGCCACCCCACACCCAAACGUUUCCCAGUUUUCCCCAGAACAGUGUGCUUCCACUGAAACCACUACUGAGAGCUCUUUUGAGAUGCUGGAGGAAAUUCAAAGUGGACACCGAUCCUAUGAAGUCACCCCUACAGAAAAGGCAAAUGCCCCUCAGAGGAGGAACCCCUUGUGUUACAGCUGUCUAAAGCAUAGCACUGCAUCUGGUGUGGUCCCUGAGAGGAAGUAUUUGUUGUCGCAGCAGGAUUACCAAGCCCUACUGGCUGGAGUUUGCCAUGAAUGUCUGCUGAGGAGGCUGCACAGUGACAAGACACAAUUCAAACUCAGGCAACACAGAGCUUCCUACAGUGCUCUCCAUUUAAAGUUCUCUAAAGCCUCAGGGUUGUGGACAGCCACGGAGACCUGUGUUUACAUUGGGGAGCCCAUGGGGAUGCAGGGCAAGCAGAGAACAGCAAUAUGGGUAAAGUUUUUACACCAGGAGGAAAGGUUAAGCAGUUAUGUGGGAAAAGAUUACUUGAAGCCAAAAGAGAUCCAGUUUCACCUGAAAGACGUGGAGAGACAGAUGACAGCUCAGUACUAUGUGACUGAAUUCAAUAAGAGUCUUUACGACAAGGAAGUCAUGGCUCAGAUCUUCUUCAUUCCCUCUGAAGCACUUUUGAUUUUGAAUGGAAAUGAGAUUGUGGGUUGUGUAACAGUGGAGCCCUACAUGCUUGGAGACUUUGUCAAACUGACCAACAACACUGGAAAGAAGGACAAGAGCUUCCAGGCUACAGAAUAUGGCCUUGCCUUUGGACAUUUUACCUACUUGUCCUCUGACUGCCAGGAAGUUGUUGUAGACCUACAAGGCUGGGUGACAGCCAAUGGAAAAGGUCUGACCUACCUCACUGACCCCCAGAUUCACUCCACCAAGACCCCCAAAGGUCCUUCCAACUUUGCUGCCAGAGGCCUCAGGUACUUUCUGGAAGAGCAACAUGGACCAGAGUGCAAUGCAAUUUGCCAGCUGCUCAAACUACCUGCAUUGAUCAGACAAGCAGAUGUUAUGCCUCAGAAACCUUUGUAUUCAAAUUAAGUGAUUUUUUUUCUGUAUAGAAUAUGAGUAUAGAAUAUGAAUACGCAGACUAUGAAAGAAAAGUUAAAAGGAACGAAUAACGAGUACAGUUUAAGUACAUUCUAACUGUAGUGCUGUCUGGAGUGUCCACUCUCUGAUACACUCAACACAAUGAAAAGCCACAAAAUUAUCAGAAAAUAACGCGUGUGAUUAACGGCCACGGAAUUGAAGGCUAUGGUUUCCUGCUGCUAUAAAUGAAAUACUUGUGUCUUGUUUUGUUUUGAAAAUAAAGUCUUUGUCUUGUC
Messenger RNA from Scatophagus argus, 3963 nucleotides. It is a transcript of the gene alpk1, whose product is annotated as alpha-kinase 1. Gene Ontology annotation, biological process: protein phosphorylation. Gene Ontology annotation, molecular function: protein serine/threonine kinase activity; ATP binding. The record is from RefSeq and is a predicted model, not a curated record. NCBI's taxonomy places the organism in Eukaryota, Metazoa, Chordata, Actinopteri, Scatophagidae. The transcript has 14 exons. The coding region runs from base 242 to 3679 and encodes 1145 amino acids.